Messenger RNA from Sphaeramia orbicularis (orbiculate cardinalfish), 3255 nucleotides. It is a transcript of the gene nfatc2b, whose product is annotated as nuclear factor of activated T cells 2b. Gene Ontology annotation, molecular function: DNA-binding transcription factor activity, RNA polymerase II-specific; transcription factor binding; RNA polymerase II cis-regulatory region sequence-specific DNA binding. The transcript has 10 exons. Gene Ontology annotation, cellular component: transcription regulator complex. The coding region runs from base 173 to 2803 and encodes 876 amino acids. The record is from RefSeq and is a predicted model, not a curated record. Gene Ontology annotation, biological process: calcineurin-NFAT signaling cascade; regulation of transcription by RNA polymerase II; cytokine production. NCBI's taxonomy places the organism in Eukaryota, Metazoa, Chordata, Actinopteri, Kurtiformes, Apogonidae.
GUCUCUGCUUUUCUUCAUGUUGCCUUGCUCAUGUUUGUUACUCGAGCUGCUGUAAAUGCUUAGAAAAACAUCAUCUCCCUUCAGCUGAUUGUUCAACCUUUGUUAGUGAGAGUUUUUAGAAGUAAUUAUUACAGAUAUCAGCCAAAGAAACGGUCUUCAGUCGGAGCUGGACAUGACUUCUGCAGGUUUAGGUCUCACCGAUGCCCUGGGUCCAGACGUCAGUCAGGAGGAGCUGGAUUUUUCGGAUCUGUUUCUCUAUCAUCCCCCUGGAGAGGACUUUCGUGUUGGCUGUGAUAAAGAUGACCCAGGGCCUCUCCUCCAGAGUGACACCCAGUCUUCUCUAGUGGUAGUCGACCAUCACAGAGCUUACCUUUCCACCUCUGACAAGCCAGCAUCCAGCCGGGACCCCUCCUCUUUUAGCCCCACUACAGAGAACCUGUCAGGGGCCGUGUUUGAUUCCCUUGGGCUCACAUCCAGACCAGGUACCAUCCCUGCUCCCAGCCCCAGGAUUGAGAUCACUCCAUCAGGUGACUCUCUCAGCUCCCAGACCCAUGACCGGAGCCCCAGUUCCAAAGCCUACAGGGAGUGUGUGAGUCCCGCCAGCAGUAACUCCUCCACAGGCUGGCCAGCAGAGGCGUACUCUCCCCUGACCUCACCCUGCGUCUCCCCCUCAAAUGCUGCUGGAUGUGGUGUGGGGUUGUCUGCUUUAGACCUCUGCCCAGGCCUCCAGGGUAUCCACACUUCCUCUGCCCACUCCUCCCCAGGAACCUCACCCCACAACGGCAUCACAGACGAUACAUUUCUCCACGCCCACCAACGCAUCUCCUCACCACGGCCACACCAGCGCUCCCGCUCCGCCUCGCCACAAGGUAAACGCACCUAUGACCAGGUUUACUCAUGUCAGGGGGCCACUCCUGUCAAGCAGCGCUCCCGAAGCCCCAGCCCCAUACCCUCACCGCAUGAGCAGCAGGGGGCCUACUAUCUGCACCAGUACCAGGCCCAAGGUGAGUUCCAUCCCCAAGCUCAGGCCUCAACCCCGGUGCCGAAGGAGAUGCUGAGCAGCCUCAGCACCAGUCCUGUAGUUUCUGCAGUAGCACAUGGUGCACACAGGCAGGUCCAGAGACCAGACUGUGUGUACGGAGACGGGUAUGACUGGGCUCUGGAGCCAGAGAAGACAGCUAGACCAGUACCCGAGGUCAAGUCUGAGGCCUUCUACAUGUUACCAGCUGCAUGGCCUCGUCCUCAUCCAACUUUUGGUCUUCCCAUGACUCCACUUCCGUCGUUGGAGUGGCCCCUGCCUUGUCAGUCCGGCCAGUACCAGCUUCUGAUCCAGCAGCAGCCCAGGUCUCACCACAGAGCUCACUAUGAGACAGAGGGCAGCAGGGGAGCUGUCAAGACACCUAAUGGAGGACAUCCUGAAGUUCAGCUCCACGGGUACCAAGGCACAGCUCCACUGGGGCUGCAGGUCUUCAUAGGCACGGCUGAUGAGAGACUCCUAAAACCCCACGCCUUCUACCAGGUCCACCGCAUUACUGGAAAGACUGUGACUACGCCCAGCAUGGAGAGGAUGAGCAACGGGACUAAAGUAUUAGAGAUCCCUCUGGAGCCAAAGAACCACAUGGGAGUAGUGAUUGACUGCGUGGGGAUCCUGAAACUGAGAAAUGCUGACAUUGAACUAAGAAACGGUGAGACGGACAUCGGACGAAAAAACACUCGAGUGCGUUUAGUGUUUCGAGUCCACAUUCCUCAACCCGGAGGCCAGUUUGUCUCACUUCAAGUUGCUUCUCAUCCUAUUGAAUGCUCCCAGCGCUCAGCUCAAGAGGUCCCAGCGGUUGAAAGGCAGGACUUGGACAAAUGCUCGGUCCUUGGGGGUCAACAAAUGGUUCUGACCGGACAGAACUUCACAUCUGACUCGAAGGUGAUCUUCUCAGAGAAGACACAAGAUGGGCGGCAAGUCUGGGAAGUGGAGGCAACAGUCGACAGAGACAAGACACAAGCUAAUAUGCUGUUUGUGGAGGUCCCCCCGUAUAAAGACCAGAGCAUCUGUCACCCAGCCAAAGUCAACUUCUACGUGAUUAAUGGGAAGAAGAAACGCAGUCAGCCCCAACACUUCAUCUACACUCCUGUGAUUGCCAUUAAAGCAGAACCAGUGGACGACUACCCGCUGAAUUCAUAUGGUUACACAGAAAAUCACUCUGUGUCCGGCCUGUCCAUGAAGUCACUCUACCAUCACCUAGAACAGGACAGCAACCUUCAAGCCUUGAAUUUGUCUCCAUCGGUGUUUCAUGCAUCCACCGUAGACCCCAGACUCCAUGGGUUAGCCUCUGAUCUCCUCGACACCCAACCGGUGUAUUACCAGUCCAGAUCCAGCACGCUGAUCAGCAAUCAGGUGCUUUACAACCCGGCAAACCCGCGUUACAUCAACUGCAGUACCCCCCACCUCAGCGGCUCCCCGAUGACCUCCCACCCCCCUAACACUUCUUCUCCCAACCAGUGUACCGCUGCCAGAACCGCUACGGGCAAACUGGGUGAAGGCCCUCGUGUCGCUGAGUCAUUUGAGGCCUGUUCCGUAACGAGACAUCAGGGCUUAGUGCAGACAGUGUUGCCUCUGGGAAAGUCAUCCCCAUCCAGAUACAUCCAGGGCCAAAUGGGCUGCGAGCCCCUCACCCACAUGGGUUCAGGAAGAAGCCACCAUGAGGAUCCGGCUGCAGAGAGGACCACGGUUAAACAAGAGAAUCUCAGCUAUCUGGAGGAUGUGAAUGACAUCAUUAGAAGAGACCUAAAAGGACAUGAGGGGGAUUAAGUCUGGAGGUCUGCAGCAGCACCAAAGACCAUCAGCCUGGGAUGUCCAUCCUGCAGAUGCAUCUGAAUGGACAUAAUUGUUUCAGAGUAUUUCCUAUUGUUUGUGUCUUUUCAUGUCUUCAUUUCAACAUGUUUCAAUGGAUGUUUUUUUUUUUUUUUUCUAAACAGUGUAAAAUCUGUAAUAAGCCUUGUUAAUAGUCAUCAAAGCUGAACACAACAGACAAACAUUGUCCUUUUACAUCAGCUCAAUGAUUGAUUUUAAUGCUGUUAAAUGUUUCCCUGAUGUACAAGUAUGUACAACAUCCUCAGUGAACAAGUAGAGCAUGUUGUACCAUUUUCCUCUAUAUAUAUUGUGUCUUUAUUCAGCCUCCUCAUCUGUUUAUUUCUAUCAUGCUUUGUAAACUUGUAUAAACUAUUUUAUAAUAAACUCUGUUCACAUUUAUCAGUGCUAUG